This is a messenger RNA of Trichomycterus rosablanca, 4109 nucleotides long. Its product is annotated as vitellogenin-like. Bases 10 to 4092 code for a protein of 1360 amino acids. Gene Ontology annotation, molecular function: lipid carrier activity. NCBI's taxonomy places the organism in Eukaryota, Metazoa, Chordata, Actinopteri, Siluriformes, Trichomycteridae. Gene Ontology annotation, biological process: response to estradiol; cellular response to estrogen stimulus; lipid transport. The transcript has 27 exons. The record is from RefSeq and is a predicted model, not a curated record.
CUACCAGCCAUGAGAGCUGUUGUGCUAGCCUUGACUGUGGCCCUUGUGGCAAGUCAUCAGAUUAACCUGGUUCCAGAAUUUGCUACCGGUAAGACCUAUAUGUACAAGUAUGAGGGUCUGCUCUUGGGUGGUCUGCCUCAGGAGGGUCUGGGCAAGGCUGGUGUCAAAGUCAGCAGCAAGGUUCUUAUCAGUGCUGUGGCCCAAAAUACCUAUCUCAUGAAGCUGUUGGAUCCUCAACUCUUUGAGUACGCUGGCAUCUGGCCCCAGGAUGCUUUUAAUCCUGCUGCUAAACUCACCUCCAUGCUGAAGACUCAGCUUGUGAUUCCCAUUCAGUUUGAGUAUGCUAAUGGUGUGGUGGGUAAGGUAUUUGCCCCCACUGAGGUCUCGCCUACUGUCCUGAAUCUGCACAGAGGUAUCCUGAACAUCUUUCAACUCAACCUUAAAAUGACCCAGAAUGUCUAUGAGCUGCAUGAGGCCGGACCUCAGGGAGUUUGCAAGACCCAUUACUUAAUCAGUGAGGAUGCAAAGACCCACCAAAUUGUUGUGAAAAAGUCUAAAGACCUGACCAACUGCCAUCAGAGGGUCAUAAAGGAUAUUGGCUUAGCUUACGCUGAGACCUGUGUUGAGUGCCAGCAGAGACUUAAGAGUCUGACUGGAACUGCAACGUUCAACUACAUCAUGAAGCCCACUGAUACUGGCGCUAUGGUUUCUGAGGCCACAAUGGAAGAAGUCCAUCAGUUUUCAGCUAUUAAUACAAUCACUGGAGCAGCCCAGAUGAAAGCCAGGCAAACUUUGAACUUGUUGGAGGUGCAGAACAACCCUACUGCUCCAGGUACUGCUAAAUAUUUGGCCCGUGGAUCCUUAAAAUAUGAGUUUGCUACUGAGAUUCAUCAAAACCCCAUUCAGCUUUUGAAGAUCAAUAAUGCUCAAGCACAGAUCAUGGAGGUCUUGCAACAUGUGGUUGAGAACAAUAAAGUCAUGGUUCAUGAUGAUGCCCCAUUAAGAUUCAUCCAGCUCGUCCAGCUCUUGCGUGUUGCUACUUUGGAGCACAUUGAGGCAGUGUGGGCUGCGCACAAGACCAAACCUGUUUACAGGCGCUGGAUUCUGGAUGCACUUCCCGCUGUUGGCACACAUGUAGCUUUGAGAUUCAUCAAGGAGAAGUUCCAAGCUGAUGAGUUUACCAUUCCUGAACUGACCCAGGUCCUUUUGGUUGGUUUGCACAUGUUCACUGCUAAUCAAGAUACCAUCCACAUGACAGCUAAUCUGGCACAGCACCCCAAAAUGAAGGCAAUUCCAGUACUGCGUGAGAUGAUCGUCCUUGGCCAUGGUUCACUGAUUGCCAAACACUGCGCUGAAGAUACAGCAUGCUCUGCUGAUCUCUUGAAGUCAGCCCAUGAGAUUGCUGCUGAGGCCAUUUCCAAGACUGACAUUCCAGAAAUCAUACUAGCUGUUAAGGCUCUGGGCAAUGCUGGUCACCCUGCUAGCCUUAAAACCAUCAUGAAACUUUUGCCCGGAUUUGGAAAUGCUGCUGCCUCUCUUCCCAUGAGAGUCCAAGUCGAAGCCAUCCUGGCCCUCAGGAACAUCGCCAAGAAGGAGCCAAAGAUGGUUCAGCCAGUGGCACUUCAGCUUUUAAUGGAUAAGCAUCUUCAUCCUGAGCUGCGAAUGGUUGCCUGCAUUUUGCUGUUUGAGACCAGGCCAUCAGUGGCUCUUCUGUCCACUCUGGCUGGUGCUGUGGAGAAGGAGCAAAACAUGCAUGUUGCCAGCUUUGCUUAUUCCUACAUGAAAUCUCUGACGAGAAGCAUGGCCCCUGAUUGGAUGCAUGUGGCUGCUGCAGCUAAUGUUGCCAUCAGAAUGUUGAGCCCCAAGAUGGACAGAUUAAGCUCUCUUUUAAGCCAAGCUGUUCAUUUAGAUCUCUAUAUCUCUCCUUUUAUGGCUGGUGCUGCCGGUAGUGCUUUUAUGAUCAAUGAUGCUGCUACUAUUAUCCCCAGAGCUUUUAUGGCUAAAGCACGUGCCUACCUGGCUGGAGCUGCUGCUGAUGUUCUUGAGGUUGGUGUGCGAACCGAGGGACUUCAGGAAGCUCUUUUGAAAUCUCCUGCUGCCGAGCAAAAUAUUGAUCGUGCUACCAAGAUCGAGCGUACCCUUAGAGCACUAAUGAACUGGAAGGAUCUGCCAAACAAUCAACCUCUGGCUUCCAUCUUUGUCAAAGUUCUUGGACAGGAAAUUGCUUUUGCCAACAUUAACAAAAACUUUAUUAACCGAGUCAUCAUCGAACAGACCGGACCACGUGCCCGUGAACUGUUGAAGGAAGCUAUUAAAGCAUUGCAGGCUGGCAUUGCCAUCCAGUACACCAAACCUCUUCUGGUAGCUGAGGUUCGCCGCAUUGUUCCUAGUUCUGUCGGUGUCCCAAUUGAGCUUGCUCAUUACACUGCUGCUGUUGCUGCUGCAGAUAUUAAUGUACAGGCAGCGAUUACACCAGCCCUACCCGAACACCUUGAGUCUGUCACUUUAGAUCAGUUGAGGAAGAGUGAUGUCCAGUUUCAUGCUGAAGCCAGACCAAGUGUUGCCAUGCAGACGUUUGCAGUGAUUGGAGUGAACACUGCCCUAAUCCAGGCUGCUGUUAUGGCCACUGGAUACGUCCACUCUGUCAUACCAGGAAAAGUGUCUUUAAGAGCUAAUCUUCCUCAAGGCAAUGUCAAGCUUGAGGUUCAGCCUGUAGCUGUUCCAGACCAUGUCGCUCGUGUCAACUUUGAGACUGUUGCUGUGGUCAGAAACAUUGAGGACCUUCCUAACGAGAGAGUGGUAUCUCUGGCACCUCCAAUGCCCUCUGAUGCUGAACAGGGGUUAAUCCCUGCAUCAGUUCAGAAAACCCUAUGUGCUGUUUGUCCAUAUCUGAACUGUAAAAUCUGCAUUGAGAUCAACUCUCGCAGUGCUGGCUUCCUGGGCUUAAAUCCUCUGUAUCAUGCUAUUGGACGACACUUGGCUCGUAUUUUUGUGGCACAAGGUGACGGCCCUACCUUCGAAAGACUUGAGUUUGAGAUUCUAGUUGGUCCAAAAGCAGCUGAGAAGCUUAUUAAAGAAAGCACCGUUGCUGGCACUGAAACCGUAGAAGACAAUCCCAUUGUCUUAAAACUGAGGAAGAUCAUCGAGACUGGACUGAGAAACAUAACCUCCAAGUCAGCCAGUUCCUCCUCCUCCAGUAGAAGCAGCAGAAGUGCCAGCAGCAAGAGUGCCAGCAGCAAGAGUGCCAGUAGCAAGAGCUCCAGCAGCAAGAGUGCCAGCAGCAGUAGAAGCAGUAGAAGUUCCAGCAGUUCUAGAAGUUCUUCUUCCAGUAUUCGCAAGAACAAGGAAACUAAGACAUAUGGUUUUUUUAAGAAGUUCCACAAAGAUCAGUAUUUGGCAGCACAGGUGAUGUUAAAGGCCAGCAGUGCAUCUAGCAUUGAAACCCUUCAGAGACAGGCCAAGUUACUCGCAGAUUCAGUCCCCCCUGCUUUUGCCAUUAUUGCCCGUGUUGUUAGAACCGACCGCAAGCUAGGAUACCAAUUAGCUGCUUACUUGGAUAAGCCAAAUGCAAGAAUACAACUUGUCCUCACAUCUAUUGCUGACAAAUGGAAACUAUGUGCUGAUGCUGUACUACCAAGCAAGCAUAAAGUUUCUGCCAAGAUUGCUUAUGGUCCACAAUGCCAGGAAUACUCUGCAACUGUUAAGGCGGAGGCUGGUUUGCACGAGUCACAACCUGCAGCCCAUUUCGAAUUAGGUUGGAACAGAGUACCAAGAAUUCUGACUGAUGUUACUCCCUAUCUUAGGAGGGUCGCUGAGUACAUCCCUAAAGUCGCCCCCUUGGCUGGAAUUAAUGCUGACAGAGCUGAAAACACUGAACAACAGAUUGACGUCAUUCUGGCUCUACCGACUCAGCAAACUUUGAACAUUAUCAUGAAGGUUCCAAAGCUGACACUGGCAAAGAUGGCUGUGCCUCUUCCUGUUGACCUGCCCAUUGAAAAAGAUGGAAGUAUUCCAGCUUUACAGAAUUUGGAAAAUAAUGCCAUUGUGCAGAAAUGGAUAAAUAUUAUUCAAAAAAUCAUUAAUGAUAUGUGAAUGAAAUAAAUUACACG